UUGACUUGACAGCCUCUUUUCUAUCUGACGCCUCUUGUUACGGCAGGACAGAACACAUUCCACCCAGUCAGUUUGAAGACUUCUGAAACGUUGAUAUACUAAUCAGUGUACCUCAUUAGGUUUGGCACCACGGAGGACAGAAUUAAAAUAUUCUCAUUAACUCCAUUCACUGCUAAACGGCUCGCUAGAGACCCGAAAGCCGAGGUCUGGUGAUGACCAUGGUUGACAAGUCCAAGGUGAUGGAUGCGUGGCCUGCCGGGCAGAUUGGAGGAAUAUGGCAGAGGUGUCGUAUGGAAGUUGCAGAAGAAACCUGGAUGAAUAAUCCAACGUGAGACUUGGUGCCACUCCUGUAGACUAAGAUGUGUGUCUCUGCUCUGACUUGGCUGAUGCUGAUAUGUUUGUGGACGGUGAUUGUCAGGAUACAAGGUCUCUCUCAGCUGGUAGAAACCCAGCAGGUUGUCACAGUAACACUGGGAGAAGACGCUCACUUCAGCUGCGGACUCAUGGAACCCAGAGACGUCCUGCAAGUCACCUGGCAAAAAGAGACACCAGGAGGGACUGAAAAUGUGGCCUCCUACAACAAACGUUUUGGUCCAAAAGUAAAUCCACCUUUCCAGGGGAAAGUGGAGUUUCUAAAUGUGGGACUGCAGAACUGCUCUAUAGUCAUCAGAGGAGUAUCAAGAGAAGAUGAGAGCUGCUACAAAUGUCUGUUUAAUAUUUACCCAGAUGGAUCUAUCAUUGGAAGAGCCUGCCUUCAAGUUAAUGAGCUCUAUGGACCCACACUCCUAGUCACACAAACCAAUGACACACAUCCCCUCUUCUCUGGAUUAACUGUCUCCUGCACUGCCACGGGACAACCUGCUCCAAUAGUGACAUGGGAUGAAACAGCACAAUUGGCCUUGAAAAACUCUACUACGGUCAAUGUCACCCACCCUAAUGGAACUGUUACUGUCACCAUAACUUCCACGGUGGCAGUUCCCAGUCUACCUGACAAUGACACCAUGGUUAGGUGUUUGGCGUCAUCCGGCUAUGUCAUCAGGGAGGGAUCCAUAAAGACUCCAACUACCCUAGCUGGUUUUGGUAAAUCUCUGUCACCAGUCACUGAUGAUGGUUGGAUAAGCGGUCAUGGGACAGUGGUUGUAGCAGUGACGGCUUCUUUGGGUCUUGUUGUUUUAAUCUGCACCAUAACUUGGUGUCUGUGCAAGAAAACUCAAAGGAGCAGAAAUGAAACACCACAGCAAGACGUUGAUGAAAGCAGAGUUACUUUCGAACUGUAAAAAUGUCCUGGGGAGUCGGGAGAGUCGUAGAUCAACACAGGCUUCAUCCGAAACAGCCAGUCUGCUUCUUUACAUCCCCUCCAUUAACAAGGAAGUAAAUCUGUGCCAACACGCCAGAUGAAACACUCACUCUGAUUGUCUUAUUCAUAGACAGGUUAGAGGCGCCCGCCACAGCCAGAGUUGUUGCUGGAACGCGGUGGCACAAGGAUAUCAUGUAUGCCGGUUACCUCGCCGGAUGACACCCCGGAUGACACCAGCCCAAAGGAAAUUUGAUCAUUUACAAAAAGAUAACCAAGAGACUUUUAUUAAUGGCUUGCUUGCAAUACAUGAAAAGGAUCUUGUUGUUUCUGGAGGCAAAUGAGGAAGUAAUGAACUGGACAGAUGGCUACUGUAGCCGUAGGUCAGAGGGACAGAAGAAACGGUUAAGUUGUUAAUCUGUUUGUUGUUCUGUAAAGGAAGGGGGGGGGUGACCCACUGGGUAGGGGUGUGACACCUCUGGGAAGGGGAGUGACACCUCUGGGAAGGGGUGUGACCCACUGGGAAGGGGGGAGACCCACUGGGUGACCCACUGGGAAGGGGGUGACUCAUCUGGGAAGGGGAGUUGACCCACUGGGAAGUGGGGUUGACCCACUGGGAAGGAGGGUGACCCACUGGGAAGUGGGGUUGACCCACUGGGAAGGAGGGUGACCCACUGGGAAGUGGGGGUGACCCACUGGGAAGGAGGGUGACUCCUCUGGGAAGGGGAGUGACACCUCUGGGAUGCUGAUAUGUUUGUGGACGGUGACUGUCAGGAUACAAUGACAUGCUUGCUUCCCAGUUGACCACACUGAAAUGUAUGACUUGUUUCUUUGCUGCUAAUCGGUGAAAUGUGAUCACUCAAAUUUCAAUGUGGACGCGUUGAUGUGUCAUAUUUGUCUCCAAAUGUGAACACAGUUGUUACACAGGCAGGUACCCUGUAGGUGCAUUUGUGUUCUCCCCUCCUUCUGCCCUAAACACAGUUGUCCCUUAUGUUCCUGAUUGUUGCCGUUGGUGUGUCCAACCUGGCAGUUGUCAGUGGAUCUUCUGAGGCACUCUUUUGCUUUAUCAUACAUGCUGUUAGAUUAUAUUGACCCAGACUCGACAUAUGUAUCUUUUGAUAGGCAGACACUUCUAUUGUUUAUUCUUACACCACAUAGUUUUAGCGGAUACAUCUCACUUUUUCCAGCUUUUUGUGGGUAUGUAUUGCUGUGGUGUUUUGUUUGGUGUUGUCUAGUCAAAUGUUUGCUGUUUAGUCCCUGUUUAACCUGUGUGUUCUGUUUGUACCUGGGAUUUUUUUUUAUUUUUUUUUAGCAAGUCGCAUUUGGGCAUACACAACACAUUGGGAUACUUUGUCUGAAAACACUAGUUUGAACUGAGCGGAACACCCACUGUAUUUUUGAAUAGGUUAGUAGUGAGCUAAGCUGUUCUUAAGGCAGGCAAGCUGUAUUCCAGCUCAGCCCCUUUUCCCUAACCCAUUUACCGUGUGUUCAUAAUAAAUGUUUUAAGUUUGACAGUA
Messenger RNA from Esox lucius (northern pike), 2811 nucleotides. Its product is annotated as OX-2 membrane glycoprotein. Lineage: Eukaryota; Metazoa; Chordata; Actinopteri; Esociformes; Esocidae. The transcript has 10 exons. The record is from RefSeq and is a predicted model, not a curated record. Gene Ontology annotation, molecular function: cell-cell adhesion mediator activity. The coding region runs from base 360 to 1277 and encodes 305 amino acids.